This is a messenger RNA of Parathielavia appendiculata, 423 nucleotides long. RefSeq lists its product as uncharacterized. NCBI's taxonomy places the organism in Eukaryota, Fungi, Ascomycota, Sordariomycetes, Sordariales, Chaetomiaceae. The record is from RefSeq and is a predicted model, not a curated record. The coding region runs from base 1 to 423 and encodes 140 amino acids. The transcript is spliced from 2 exons.
AUGCUCGGCAGGCUGCUCCUCACACUCGACGCGAUCGCCCUCCUGCUCGGCGCUCCCAUCGCCGACUACAACCACACCCACAUUUUCAAUCCGCGCUGGCCGCCGCAUGCAAAAUUCCACUGCGCCCAAACAAUCACCCUCUCGGUCGCCCUCAGCCUGGCCACGCUGUACCACACCUGGCGCCCGUCCUUCCUCCCGCCAUCGACGCCUCCAGCUCUCGCCAAGCAGCGUGCCCAAGACUCACUGGGCGCGGCUGUCUUCACCGGUACGAUAUACUGGCUGGCCGGGCUCGCGUCCAUCCUCUACCCCGGCACGGAGGGGAUCGAUCCGGAAUUUGGCCCGCCUGGCUUCCCGCAGGCGCCGCUCUUUAUUGUGUUUGCAAGUUUGGCUGUGCUCGGAUGGCUGCUGGAGCGGCGGGCCUAA